CCGGCCCUCAACCACCGUUGCGUUGCACUUCCGCCAUGGCCGCCACCAACCUGCAUUUCCAGCUGCCGAUCCACAUCAUCGCGCUCAUCGGCCACUGCCUGCAGUCGCCGAUCGACAGGCUACACUAUGCCCGCGCCCUCGUCUUUGCCGAGUUCGAGGCAUCGCUUCGGGAAAGCUUUCCCCAGAUCCAGUGGUACGAUCGAAUCGCGCAGUCCUCUGCCACGAGGUUCGCCUGGAACCCGGACGAGGCAGACCCAAGCGACGGCGAGCUCGUGGCGAGCCAGGGAUGGUCGUCGCUGGCAUUCCUGCUGGAGGGCGUCCGAUGCAACCCGCAUAUCGUCGAGCUGGAUCUGUCAGAAAUGUUCAUCGGCGGCUGCGGCGCUGCUCUGUUUCCGCAGACUCUUGCUGGGUCUCUGCGUCUCUCCAAGCUGGUACUUGGUGUCAACAACAUUGACGACGAGGGCUGCAGACACAUUGCCGUGUUCCUGAGCCAUAACAGCUCGGUGGAAACGCUGGAUCUUAGUUACAAUGCGAUUUCAAGCAGCGGUGUCGCACACCUGUCCGAAGCCCUUGGAGCGAAUCGGUCGCUGAAGCAUCUGAUGCUACGUUUCAACAGCAAUAUCAACGACGAUGCUGUCGAGUCUCUCGUCAAUCUGAUGCAUUCCCACACCGCUCUGGCGCAUGUCGAUCUCCGAGACACCGGCAUCCGGUACGCUGGUAUGGACCAAAUACUGGAAGCCAACCGCCGCCGCGUAGCUCCCAUCAAGAUCAAGCGUAACCCAUUCUAGCACGGGCAAGCUCGUUUGUCGCAAGGAUGCAUCAUGGGCACUCGCUUCGAGAUACAGCGCAUCCCCAAAACGAAACAGGACACCCACUUCUGAAUACACACCCACAAUGACCAAGUGUCCAAGAC
Molecule: messenger RNA, 913 nt
Organism: Polychytrium aggregatum
Lineage: Eukaryota; Fungi; Chytridiomycota; Chytridiomycetes; Polychytriales
Exons: 6
Coding region: 36-788 (250 amino acids)
Molecular function (GO): protein binding
Source: RefSeq, a predicted model, not a curated record